This is a messenger RNA of Magnolia sinica, 3829 nucleotides long. Its product is annotated as serine/threonine-protein kinase-like protein CR4. The transcript has a single exon. The coding region runs from base 586 to 3381 and encodes 931 amino acids. NCBI's taxonomy places the organism in Eukaryota, Viridiplantae, Streptophyta, Magnoliopsida, Magnoliales, Magnoliaceae. The record is from RefSeq and is a predicted model, not a curated record. Gene Ontology annotation, biological process: protein phosphorylation. Gene Ontology annotation, molecular function: ATP binding; protein kinase activity; protein binding.
AAAUUCUCAUUCACAGUCCUCACCUACACCUGCCCAUAAUCAGAAGUUCCACUUUAAUGCAAUUGAAUGCCUUCCUUUUCUUUCCUCCUUCUCACCAUCAUCACCACCAUCCUUACCAAAACCUGUGGCCCACCUCCUCCAAUCCUUCUUCACCCUUUCCUCUCUCCACUGAUAUCCCAGCAAUCAAAUUCCUUGGAUGGAAUAGAGAAAAUCUGUUUUUUCUCUUAUGGGUCUUCAAAUGCAUGCUUUAGCUCUGCUCUUUUCUGACCGUUGGUGCUCUUUAAAGAGAUUUUUGGCAUUUGGGUAUUGAAAAUAAGAGGCCUGGAGUGCUGUUUCUCAGGUUUGAAUACUCUGUCUUCCUUUGCUAUUUAAGCAUGGAUUGGUUUGGAUGAUGGAAAUAAGGGGAUUUUGCUAUGUGGGUCUUGAAGGGUGAGGUUUGGAAGGCAGGAUUUCGUUUUCAAGCUGUUGAAAUGGUGUUGGUUUUUCUUUGAUUUUGAGAGUCCAAAGCAAUCCGUUUCUGUUGAAACUGCGUUUUCACCCCCACCAAAUAGCAGAAAGGCAGGAUUUCAUUUCCAAACUGUUGAAAUGCUGUUGGGUUUUUUUUGUGUGGUUUUGAGAGCCAAAGCAAUCAGAAUCUGUGAGGGUGUUUUCCCGAUUGCGGUUAUGAAGAUGAGAUCUAGAAGAGCUGGAUUUCUUCUUGAAGUUGUCAUCUUGGUUGUUUUCUCUCAUUCAAGGCUGCUUGUUUCAGGCCUGGGCUCCAUGUCCUCUAUUGCUGUUUCUUAUGGUGAGAAUGGCCCAGUCUUCUGUGGGCUGAGCUCAGAUGGGUCCCACCUUGUCAGCUGCUAUGGGGCAGACUCAGCUGUUGUCUAUGGAGCUCCUUUUAGAUUCCCAUUCUCAGGACUAACUGCUGGUGAUGGAUUUGUCUGUGGCCUUCUGUUAGAAUCAAGCCAGCCUUAUUGCUGGGGAAACAACAUCUAUAUCCAGAUGGGUGUCCCUCAGCCUAUGGUGGAAGGGUCUUCCUACAAAGAAAUCAGUGCUGGGGACCACCAUCUAUGUGGUCUGAGGUGGCUCACCAAAGGGACCCACAUGAACACCUCUCUGAUUGAUUGUUGGGGUUACAACAUGACAGCUUCUCAUGCAUUGGGAGGCAAGAUCAUGUCCAUCACAUCUGGGUCUGAUUUCAGCUGUGGCCUGUUUGCUGAGAACAAGACUGCUUUCUGUUGGGGUGAUGAAACUGGAAGUGGGGUUUUGAGCUUGAUUCCCAAACAUGCAAGGUUUCAGAUGAUUUCAGCUGGUGGGUUUCAUGUCUGUGGUGUUUUGGAAGGCAGGGCGUCUAGAGUCCUUUGCUGGGGAAGGAGCUUGAGCUUGGAAGAGCCGAAUGUUAAUUCGGGUGAUGGUGGUGGAGAUGUCGAUUUGGCCCCACAGAACCCCAUGGUUUCUGUUGUGGGUGGGAGAUUUCAUGCCUGUGGGAUAAAGAGGUCUGAUCAUGGUGUGAUUUGCUGGGGUUUUAGGCUCAAGAACAGCACGCCGGUCCCAAAUCAAGUUAAGUUCUAUGAGAUUGCAGCUGGGGAUUACUUCACAUGUGGAGUCCUUGAGGAGAAUUCUCUUCGGGCGGACUGCUGGGGCUCGAGUUUCCCAUCCUCACUUCCCAUGGCGGUCUCACCAGGCCUCUGCAUUUCUAGUCCUUGUGGGCCGGGAUUCUAUGAAUUUAGCCAUGAUAACUCAGAUGUUGAGCUUUGCAAGUCAUCUGAUUCAAGGGUCUGCUUGCCUUGCAGCAUUGGGUGCCCAGAUGGGAUGUAUCAGUCUGUUGGUUGCAUGGCCAAAUCCGAUCGGAGGUGCGAAUUCAACUGUUCGAUCUGUGCUUCUCUGGAGUGCGAGUCUAGCUGUUCUUCUUCCCUGACAACAAAGAAGAACCGACGGCUAUGGUCUCUUCAGAUGCCAAUCUUUGUUGCAGAGCUUAUUUUCGCGGUGUUCUUGGUAAGCUCCGUUUUCUUAAUUGCAUGCCUUUAUGUUCGUUACAAACUCCAGACGUGUCAUUGUUCCACAUCAUCGAAGAAAAAUGCUAAAAACAGAACAUAUUCUUUCCACAAAGAGUCCAUAAAAAUCCGCCCUGAUUUGGAAGAGCUGAAGAUCCGACGAGCUCAAAUGUUUACUUAUGAAGAGCUGAAGAAAGCCACUGGUGGGUUUAGAGAAGAAACACAGGUAGGGAAGGGUAGUUUCUCGUGCGUUUUCAAAGGGAUCUUGAAGGAUGGGACCAUUGUUGCGGUUAAACGGGCCAUAAUGGUAUCUGAUGUGAAGAAGAAUUCUAAGGAAUUCCACACAGAACUCGAUCUCCUCUCGAGAUUAAACCACGCCCAUUUGCUCAAUUUGCUUGGUUACUGCGAAGAAGGUGGCGAAAGGCUACUGGUAUAUGAAUUCAUGGCUCAUGGGUCUUUACAUCAACACCUCCAUGGAAAGAACCCAGCUCAGAAAGAGCAAUUGGAUUGGAUCCGGCGUGUCACGAUUGCUGUCCAAGCAGCUCGUGGGAUUGAAUACUUGCAUGGCUAUGCCUGCCCGCCCGUAAUUCACAGAGAUAUCAAAUCUUCAAACAUACUCAUUGAUGAAGAACACAAUGCUAGAGUUGCUGAUUUUGGUCUGUCUUUGUUGGGCCCUGCAGACAGUAGCUCUCCAUUAUCUGAGCUCCCUGCUGGAACUCUAGGCUACCUUGACCCUGAAUACUAUAGACUCCACUACCUGACGACAAAGUCUGAUGUCUACAGCUUUGGAGUUCUACUCUUGGAAAUUCUAAGCGGCCGGAAAGCCAUAGAUAUGCAGUUUGAAGAAGGAAAUAUAGUGGAAUGGGCAGUCCCACUGGUAAAAGCUGGGGAUAUUUUGGGGGUCUUGGACCCAGUUUUGAAACCUCCAGCAGAUAUCGAGGCUCUGAAGAGGAUCGCCAAUGUCGCGUGUAAGUGUGUUAGGAUGAGGGGCAAAGAGAGGCCGUCGAUGGAUAAGGUCACAACAGCCUUGGAGCAAGCUCUUGCUCUUCUGAUGGGGAGUCCUUGCAACGAGAAUCCGAUCCUUCCCACAGAGGUGGUCUUGGGUAGCAGUCGGCUGCAUAAGAAGACAUCGCAGAGGUCAUCGAACCGGUCAUCUGAGACCGAUACAGUCGAAACAGAGGACCAAAGGUUUGAAUUCAGAGCUCCCUCAUGGAUAACAUUCCCGAGCGUUGCGUCAUCCCAGAGGCGGAAAUCAUCGUUGUCGGAUGCAGAUGUUGAUGCGAAGAACACAGAGGCGAAGAAUGCAGGUAAUGCUGGUAGUGCUGGCGACGGCUUGAGAUGUUUGGAGGAAGAAAUUGGGCCAGCAUCACCUCAACAGGACUUGUUCUUACAGCACAACUUUUGAAUUUUCAAAAGGACAGUUCUUGGAGGGAAGAUGGUUUGAAAAAAGGAAGGUGGUUGUUAUUUCAUCAAUCUAGGUUUUGGGUUGGAGAUGGGAGUUGUUAGAAAUGCAAUGGUGGAUGUAGUUUCAUGAAUUGCUACUAAUGUAUGCUCUCUAUUGUAUCUUUUGAAGGGGUGUUUUUGGGUAUUAGGCGUUUUCCGGUCUCCUCUCCGGUUGACUGGAUUUCAGCAUCUGAGUCAUUGAGAUAUUUGGGUAGUUUGUGAUCUUUGGCAGUUUUCCGGCGGAUUUGGGUAUUUUGGGGGAUUGAAGCAAGGGUUGAGAGGAAUUUGCUUUGUGUGUGUUGUUUGCAUUUCAUGGGGAAUUGGAGGAGGAAAUAGCAAUCAGAUGUGAUGCUAUUUCUUCUCCUAUUUCUCAACAGCAAUUGAAUGAAUUCAUGUAUAGUUUCUGUUUC